This is a messenger RNA of Marchantia polymorpha subsp. ruderalis, 2014 nucleotides long. Lineage: Eukaryota; Viridiplantae; Streptophyta; Marchantiopsida; Marchantiales; Marchantiaceae. The record is from the annotation of a GenBank genome assembly.
CGACGAUGCUUGUCUGGGAUGAAACCUUUCGGCAGGACUGCCAUCGGCUUGCUACCUCUAUGCUUCACAAAUGAUACGUGCCUUUUUGCCGUAUGUAUGAAGAGAUCUGCAUUCACUCGUUUGAAGAGAUGUGUGGGUGUGCGUGUGUGAGUUAGCUCGCUUUCGCUGAAGCUCUUCUCCUCCGCGGUUUGAUGCAUUUGACACUGAAUUACGGUUUUUGUCCUAAGACCAUCAUGUACACAAAGAUUGAACUUGUCUUUAGUCUGAACUGGAGGAAAUUAUUACAGUGGAGAAACGUCUGCGAUGGGGCUAAUUAUAGGAAUGGGCUAUUCUUAGAAGUGUUGAGGUCAAGAAUGAUGGACGGCUGCGCCAGUCCAGUUCAAAUUCUUGCCUGCUCGAUAUUGAGGGCAAUGGGACUUUAAUCUAGUCAUUAGAGUUGCUGCUCUGGAAAUCCUGACAGGAGAUGCCAGUCUUCACGAAGCCGUGGUACAAGCGCAGCGGUCAUUCACAGACACAGUGGCCGUCUUGUGAUUACCUUCGGCAUAUCCUGUGUUGGCCCGGGAAUAUAGCAAACUGCGAGCUGUAUCGAGCAAUCGCGAACUUGGAAGGAACGUCGCUCUCUCAUGAACGUAGGCGAGGGAUUGCGGAGCACUGCGGCUUAUGAAUCCUCUCAUGGUAUUCACGCUGGAGUGUAGUGCAGCGACAGAUGUCAGUAUCGAGCUGAUCUAGGCGUAACAUUCGAUUCGAUUCACUCGGUCUGCGUCUGAGGAUUCCAAAUGUCAAUAUACAGGAGAAUAUUAUCAAGUUCUCAUUGCAUUAAUCGAUGGCCAAGGUAGUCCGUCUUCUCAGUACUUCAAGACAACUCACAUAAUCAGAAGUAUUGGCAUUCGGUUGCAUCGCAGCAUAUACAGCACUCACCGGUUAAACCUCUUAGCAUUAUGGUGGGUCCAUGAGAAGGUUUUAGGUGUGGAUUUUGUUGCAGACUUGCUAUAUGAAGGAUGCAGUGCUGCGGUCGGCAUAUCGAAAUUUGAGCCAAUUGCCAGUGAGAUACGAGGUUAUUCGAGUACAUAAGGUAACGUUCAACUUUGUUCAGAUACCAAGCAGACGUUGAUGUAGAAGUCGUAAUGUGGCGAAUCUUUCCAAUUAUCUGGAUAUGUUCAUUCUAGCAGACUUCCCUAAGGUAAGAUUUAUCCUGGCUCUUGAUAUGUAGCUAAAUAUGAGAUUAAAAACCUAGUCUGCUUUGAUAGGGAGAUCGUUUUGCCACCUAUAUCUGUGGAAUCUAAUAUCAUUCCCAACGACGAGUUUUUUUAUCUCUCAGAGAUGGUAAUUCAUUUUCUCUGAAAACGCGAUUGGAACAAACCUUCACAGACAUAUUUUGGGCCAGUAUUGACGGUAUUUGCAGAUUCUUCCUAGUCUUCACUUGCAUAAUUGAGUUUGACGUAACAUUUUUUUAAGAUAACAUAUUAAGAUUAAAUCUGUGGAGACUCCAAGUCUGUCCAACAUUGGUACAGGACAGGACACUAAGUCGAAACGCCGACAACGCCACAUUUUCCUUUUUCCUUACUGAAUUAGUCCCAACAAACCUGUGGUUUCUGUUUACAUUCAAUAACGACGAACCUGUGGGUGAGCUUCUCAUCAUUACUCUUUAAAUUAAACGCCCUUUCUUUUUACCCCCAUGUGGUUAUGCUGAUGCCUUUUGCGUCCACUACUUGCCUGUUCUGCCACAAACUCCAGCCAUGGGAGAAAAAUGUCAUGCACACGAAGAAGUUAUAAGAGGUGAUGUGCUGACCUCUGCAAAGUACUGUAUUCGUCUCUAGAUUGAGAGCUAUUUUCCUGCCUUUGUUACCACCUUCCUUAAUCCCAUCAAGCAAGUGGUUCCCACUCUACAAUUGAUCCAGUUGAAAUUUUUUGAAGUAAAGAGACCCAAUGUAACCUCGUCACUUGAUAGAUGAACGAGAGAAAGCCGCAUGUAACUGAUACGGUACAGUAAAGCUAUUUUGAGAUCUCAAUUCUA